Drosophila obscura is the source of this 3321-nucleotide messenger RNA. RefSeq lists its product as uncharacterized. The annotation marks the transcript as partial. Gene Ontology annotation, molecular function: microtubule binding; beta-tubulin binding. The transcript has 7 exons. The record is from RefSeq and is a predicted model, not a curated record. Lineage: Eukaryota; Metazoa; Arthropoda; Insecta; Diptera; Drosophilidae.
UUGGCAGGUGCCCUCAAGGACUUUAACCAACUGGAGGCGGCACGCGCCCGUCGGGAGCACUGGCAGCAUUACGUGACCUGCGAUGAACUGCCGCGACCGUUUGAUCCCUGCGAGAUGCGCACUUUCCUAGUCAAAAGACGUCACUUUGAGGACAUUGAAACGGACAAAGCUGUAGACUGGACACUGUCGGUGGACGAGCGCAGUGUCCUCAAUCAGAAUAUUUUAAGAGAGGAUCGCACACGAGCAGCGUUGCAGAAAAAGCUGGGCGCCAGCCCGGGCGUGGCCUUCGACAGAGAUGUGCAGAUGUGCCUCGACACACUGAAGAAUAUCGAAUUGAUGCUGGACAAUCAGGCCGAGGUGGAGCGAAUGAGUAUGGAGACGCAGCUGGAGGUGUUUGAGGUUCGCAGCGACAUCGAGGGGGAGAUCGAGAGCCUCUUCGAUCGUCUCACCUAUCGCAUAUUGGGCAUGCAGCCCGUCUACAUGCAAACUGUGGAUGCCAGGGAGGCCACGUGGAGCUACAAGUGCAAGCCAUGGACUAUGGAUAUCUGGGGUCUGCUGAACGCACCCGUGCGCUUCGAUCAAUUCGACAUACCGGCAAUGAUGGCCGAUAUGAGCGCCACGGGCGUCAUGGUGCAGAUGCCGCUGAGUGUGCUGAAGGACUGCCUCACCCUGCGCUGUGUCCACACCAGUUUCGAUAGCUACUCGCAAAAGGCCAAGAGCUAUGAGCCCGUGAUACCCGAGCAAGUCAACUACCCCAACGCUGGGAUAGUGGAUAUCGAGGAGUCGCUGGUGAAAGAAUGGCACAUGCAGGCGGAAAUACAGGAGCAGGCGCUGGCAGCGAUGAUUCAAAAGCGCCAGCAGUACCUGGAGCUCUUGGUGCUGAUUGAGGAGCGGACGGAAAUGGCAGCCAAACGGGCGAAGGAACAAACCCAAAGUCAGGGCAAAAACAAGCAACCAAAGGUUGUGGUGCCCAAGGCACCAAAGGAGGCGCCCGAGGUGCUGCCAGGCAUGUAUCCCGACACCCACGGAGACUUCCUGCAGCAGGAGGAGAGCCAGUACAAGGAAUAUCUCGAUGAGGUCUACCAUCCGCACAAGCUAAAUAUGACCGCCGACGAGAUUAAUCUCAGGCAGUACAUAAUGCUGGGUGGCAUCUAUUCGAUCAUGUUUGUGCGUCGACCGACGCAGGUGCAGUUCCAGAAGUUCAAUCUGAUACUCCAUGAGGAUCGGCGGAUUCUGCACACGAUGCCGGAUGUGGUAGCCGAGAUGGGCGGCGGCCGCUUGAUGCCAGAGUUUCGUCGCACACAAAUAGCGGAGAGCCGCAAGCAGACGCCGGCCACGUCGCGCAUGCGCCUGACCACAGCGCUCGAUGCGCGCCAGAGCAGCAUUAGGCUGCAUGACAGUGAGCUGCCGUACUUCAAUGUGACGCUGCAGCUGCCCGUGGAGCUGUGCAAGUGGAGUGAGCCUCGCGUCUGCCAGUAUGUGACGGACAUGGUGCCCAUUGACGAGUUAGCCGCCUUCGAGCGCGCCACUGAAGUUGCCGAGAGUCGGCUCACCAGACGCAUCAAAUCCAAGGCCGCCAGUAGGACUACAACGGCGGAUCGUGAACGUAAAACUGGCAGCGAACCAUCCAAUAUCUUUCGCCCCUCCCAAUUGUCGGUGCUGCGGCAGAGCAGACUGGAACGAAUUUCCACGAUAUACGCCCCAAUGGUCAACUAUAAUUUGGAGAAAAUUUUAACCCUGCCGGAACUGAGGAACCUGCAGAAAUACUCUGUUGACCGCAUUAUAUCCUCCUUCCAGCUGCCCAGGGACUUCUUGGACGAAGACCAGGAAUUGGAGGAGCAGCAGAAAGGAAAGGGGGGCGUCUUGAAAAAGAUACGCGCCCAUGAGAACGAGGAAAUUGUCGAGCGGCCAAUUCGGGAAUUUGAAUUCAAAUCGCAGUUCAAGCCAGAGCGCAUUUUUCCCUUCUUCGAGAAUGCCGAGCGUUACAUGUGCACGCAGGAGAAACCGGAGGACAAAUCACUGCACGGGUUCCUCAAUACCCUGGAGAAUAUCAAAACGCAAUACCUGACACGGCCCCACGAUCUGCUGAUACAGUGUGGCAUUGAGGCCAAGGAUCCUAAGGAUAAAAAACCUGCAGCUGAAACAAGAACGACGAAGCAUUUUUCUCGACGCGGCACAACAUAUCCAGUGAAAAAGGGCAAGCCUGCCGGCAGGCCGAUCGACAUGGGCAUCGGCGAAGAUACCGACAGUUCCCGCAGUAGCCAACCGGAGGCCGAUGUUCCAAUGCAGGAGCUGAUACACUGGACCACAAAGCAUAUCAUCAAAACCAUAUUCGACCGAGAGGCCAACACAAUCACCUUUCGGACAGAUCGUUUGGGUGUCUUUGGCUUGGCAUUCAAGCGCUACGAGCACUUCCCCUUCGGCGACUGGUCCCUGCAGCCCAACGAGGAGAAUCCCGAUGAGAUGAUACUCCAGCUGGACACGCACCAUGUGCGCGUCUUUCUCUACAUUACAGCGAAGGGGGUGCGUGGCUAUGUGACCGAUUUAAGCACCGCUUACACUGCCAAUCCUGUUAAGUAUUUAGAAAUCGUAGAACCCCUAUCCGACUUUCGCGACUUGCGCAAGAUUUUUGUGGAGAAGAACAUCAACAUUUUUGCGGAGAAUGAUGCCAGUUUCUACAUUGAAAAGGGCUACUUUAGCAUUAAGCAUGUGGCCGCAGAGCAGCACAUCUACGAUGUGAUGGCCCUCCACUGUAAGCUGAUGAAAUUCUAUCGAUCCAGCUGGAAUCGCCUGGCCUCUCGACGCGACAUUAUUGUGGGCAUGAAGAAUGCCAAGGAUCUGUCGGACUAUACCGAAGUAACGGUGCGCUUAACACCAGACAGUGCCACAUUCGUGAAGGUAUCGGAGCUCUGUUCGGACGAUAUAAAUGUCAUUCGGUUGGAGUAUGAGAACACAUGGCGGAAUGUGAGCAACUUUACGGAUCUGCAUCAGGCCAUAUGCUCGAUGAAUGCCAAUGCCUUGGAUGUGUGCAAUAGAGAUACGCUUCUGCUGUACUACAUACGGCGUAUGUUGGGUGAGAUUCGUAUAUUGAGUUAUUCUUAGUUUGGUUAUAGGUUAGUUACGUAUAGCAAAAAGUGUGCCCUAAAAACAUACACACAAAAAUCAAAUCAAAUAAAAUAAAACAAAUUGUUUUUGUACAAAAAUGUGGCUGCUGUCAGUUGAAUAAUUCACACUCAUAAUCCGUACACUCGUACACCCACAUCGACACAACAACGACACGGGGAUUGUAAACAGAAAAAAACCAAAAACCAAAAAACAAAA